This is a messenger RNA of Vidua chalybeata, 993 nucleotides long. RefSeq names its product basic proline-rich protein-like. Bases 1 to 867 code for a protein of 288 amino acids. The record is from RefSeq and is a predicted model, not a curated record. Lineage: Eukaryota; Metazoa; Chordata; Aves; Passeriformes; Viduidae. The transcript is spliced from 5 exons.
AUGGCAGCGCCACCGAGUCCCCCCCGGCCCCUCCCCCUCCUCAUCCUCAUCCUCCUCCUGCCCGGAGGGGGCCCCGCAGGUGUCGCUGUCCCGCGCUCCCCCCGGGCUCGGUUUCUCCCUCCGCCGCUGUUUCGUGUCCCCGCGCUCGUCCCCGGGCCCGCCCCGGGGUCCCCCCCCGGUGCCGCGGCCGCUCGUGGUGCUGCGGGGGGGCUGCGGCGCGGGGGGGCCGCGGCGGCGGCUCCGGGGCUCGUUCGUGCUCCCGGCGCGGUUCCCGGAGCCGCUGCAGUUCCUGCACUGCCGCCUGCGCCUCUGCCGCCAGCGCGGCGGCCCCGGCACCGGCACCGGCCUCGGCACCGGCACCGGCACCGGCAGCGGCAGCGGUGCCCCGCCGGGGCUGCCCACGUGCCGGGCCGAGCCCUGUCCCCGCAGAGGGGGCGGAGCCUCCGGAUCAGGCCACGCCCCCAGACCCCGCCCCCGCGCCGGCCCCGCCCCCGGGCGCGCGCUGCGCACCGUGACCCGCCCGAUCGUGGUGACACUGGGGACACCCGCGACCCCCGCGCCCGGUGCCCCCCCGGGGCUCCCCCCGCUGCCGUUCCCGCCGCCCCCGCCCUUCCUGCGCCCCCCGCCCCCCCCCGGGAGCGGCCCCGGGCCCCCCCCGCGGCUCUGAGCGCUCGGGCUGAGAAAUUCCUGAGGGAAAAGGAAAUUGCGGCAGCGGGAGACGGCGGCCAGAGCUCCUCCAGCCCCGAGUCCUCGCUCAGCUGCUCAGGCCUCACCCCAGCAGUGCUUUCCAGGGAGGGAAGAGCCGCAGCCCGGGGUAAUUCCCAUGGCAGGGGGGAGACAGAACGGGCAGACGGGGAUAUUAAUUAAUCAGAACUUCUGCCGUCCGUAAGCAAAGGGCGCUGACGCCUUCGCUCAUUAAAAUGUCCCAACUGUGCAAAGCUUUGCUGAUGGGGGAGCGGGGAGUGGUCUUUGGGGACCCCCGGCAUUUGGGGG